Molecule: messenger RNA, 3108 nt
Organism: Anopheles cruzii
Lineage: Eukaryota; Metazoa; Arthropoda; Insecta; Diptera; Culicidae
Product: retinoblastoma family protein-like
Exons: 9
Coding region: 1-3108 (1035 amino acids)
Biological process (GO): cell differentiation; negative regulation of G1/S transition of mitotic cell cycle; regulation of transcription by RNA polymerase II
Cellular component (GO): transcription regulator complex; nucleus; chromatin
Molecular function (GO): RNA polymerase II transcription regulatory region sequence-specific DNA binding
Source: RefSeq, a predicted model, not a curated record
AUGACGACGUUUGACGAGAGACCCAACCCGUCGAUCGCGCUGCGCGAACAGCAUCGCCAGAUUUGCCGUGCCCUUAACAUCGACGCCAACACCGAGGGCCGGUCGUGGGACUCGUUUGAGAAGACCCGGGCCAAGUACGACCUCACGGGAAACCCGGCCCAUUGGAUGUGCUGUUCACUGUACGUCGCGUGCCUGCAGGAAAUUCGUCCGGCGGUAGGAAAUCCUGACCAUUUCAUUCGCGGUAAUGGCGUACACAUAAACAACCUGUUGAAGGAGUGCGGCAUCAACAUUCGAAUGUUUUUUGACAAAAUUAACGAGUGGUCCUCCAUCACGUCACUACCGGCGCGACUGAAGGCGACGAUCGAUAAUCUGCAGCACGAGUUCCGGGUGACGAUGACCGCGUACUAUGCGUUCCUGGAGGAUUUUCCGCGCUUUUUCAAUGCAUCCGCCAUCACGCCGGAUGAGCCGAAGCGUAACAAGAAGGCAAAACCGAAUCCCUGCUCCUACAAUCGGCUACGCGAGUUCACCUGGGUGUUGUUCCUGUGCGUGAAGGAGCAGUACCAAGAGCAGCGACGCGACCGCACCACGGCCAUCAACCUGUCCGUGUGUGUGCUGGAUAUGAUCUUUCGUAAUGUGGUGGCCGAAGGGCGGUUGGAGUUGCUCAAUGCCGCCAUGUUGCCUCAGCUUGGCGGAGACGGAUCGGGCGACACAUCGCCACAUGGGGGUGGUGCGGCGGCCAUGGUGGAAGCGUGCAAGAAAGUGCGCAUCGCGGCCCUGCUAUGUAGCGAGUAUCAAACGACGGUUGAAAGUGUAGCGGAAACGAAUCGGACCAUCUUUGUGCCGGUGCUCCUGAGCAUGUUCGAAACGAAGGAUUUGUGCGGCACGUACAUCGCAGCAAUCGGGGCUGAGCAGUUCCUCAACCUGCUGACGGUGGGGAACUUUGAUGAGAAUCUGAAGUCGCUCAACCGCCGCUACGAGCGCUACUUUUUGCGGUGCGGAAUGCUGGACGAGCGGAUCGUGUUGAGUGCGAUCAGCAGUCCCAGUCAGCGGCAGCGCUGGAGUGUUGGCCAUCCGCGUACACCGUUGAGCAUGCGGGCACGGAGCGCAGGAACGAUGGCGCUCGUCGACGGAAGUAGCGCACGGGCAUUUCCGGGCGGUGUCGUGUCGGAUGCUUCCGUGGGCAUUGGUGGGUCGGGUACUGGCUGUAAUACGCACGUGCUGCGCGGUACUCUCAAUCAGCUGAACGCGAAAAUCCACUGCUACGGGCCGGGCGGAAUGUCGGAAAAGUUUCUAAAUCUGAUGAGAAACUGUGUCGGUUCCAACCCACUGCAGAUCGUGGUGAACCGGCUGGCGGAGAUGCGCGACCGGUUCGUGCAGAAGCUGACGGAGGAGACGUGGUACACACGCAGCUCGCACGCACGGUUCGACGCUAUUGAGGCCCUGUACUACCUUCUGCUGGAGAACAUCAUCCCUUGGGAGCUGCGGAAGCGUUCGACACUUCCGACGUCGAAGGUGAUCUACGAUAUGUGUGCGAGCGAUCUAUUCAACGAGACCGUGAUCGUGGGCGCGGCCGAGAUUAUUUUCCAUCUGCGCCAGCAGCACAGCAAGUUCCCGUGGAUACUGACCGUGUUCGAUAUGCAGCCGUUCGAUUUCUAUCGCAUCAUCGAGCCAACGGUGAUGGCCAACGGUGACCUUCUUACGACCGACAUCGUCAAUCACCUUCGCCGGAUCGAAGAGCAAAUGCUUGAUUCGAGCUGCUUUGCCCGCAGCUCAAAGCUUUGGCCAACGAUGGAGAAGGAAAACUAUCAGAUCCCGCAGUACAAGGACGUGGAGCCAAGCUCCCAGAUUGCCGGUAUCACACCGCUGAAGGGUGAUUCGGUGCCGAACACUGCAAACGGUGCUGCCAGAGACGGCCGGAUGAUCGGUGGGGCAGGUGUUGCGGUGUCCGCGUCGGCCAUGGGGACCGGUUGUUCGUCGAAUAUCACUCCCGCGAAUACCGGUCGCCAGGUGCCGCCUCCGGAUUCGGCAAAGAAAAAACUUUCCUUUGACGCUCCUUCAACGGCCACAAAACAAACGGCGGCAGCACCGCCAUCGACGGCAGGACCCACGGCUGAGAAAAUGAUGGGUUCGUCGCCCUCUCCGUCACCGUCCAAGGCGGAUGCACCACCCAGUGCACCACGAGGACACUCGGCCAACGGCAGCAGCGAUUCCACUGAAGACCACUCAUCAAAUUCCUCACCUUCGCGCGGGAACGGAGCCCCGACGACGCCCGAUACCCGUGCGUUGAAUUUCUUCUUCCGAAAGGUCUAUUUGGUGGCGCUCGCCCGCCUAAAGGAUCUCUGCCACAAACUCGGGCUAGAAUCGCCGAGAACACAGACGCUCAUUUGGACGAUCUUCGAGUACACCGUCACAACGUGUGCGAAGGAGCUGGUGCGUGAUCGGCACCUCGAUCAGCUGCUGAUGUGCGCGAUCUUCGUUACGACCCGCAUCAUGAAGCUGCCGAACAAGUUCAAGGACAUAAUGUCUUGCUACCUUGACCAACCGCAAGCCAACAGUUCCAUCUAUCGGAGCGUUUUCAUACGCUACAAUGAGCAUACGGAGCAGAUGCAAGUAGAAGCGCAGGACGCUGAGGAACGGGUACCCACUUCGUCGGUGGCCGGCACGUCCCACGAUUACGACCGCGAGGAAUACGGCGAUAUAAUCAAAUUUUACAACGACAUCUACGUGAAGAUUGUGCACCCGUUUGUCAUGAAGUACACUGAUCCGUACAUCAACACGGAUAUGGAGGCGCUGUUUCUUUCACCAAUGCCGAAAACGCAGCCGCGAAACAUUCAGAAGUCGCCCCGUCAAAUCAGUGCCAACAUCAAACUGUACGUGUCCACCACCGACAAGAGUGGUGGGGUGAUGGACUCGCCCAACGUUCACACGUACACCUUCCAGCAGAGCCCUGCGAAGGACCUUGAAAUUAUUAACUCGAAAGUGCGUGGAUCGGACGAAACCUGUGUACGCAGUUUGAACCAGCCGACUUCCUUCAAUGAUCAUUCGGCGCCGAAGGUUCGCCGUCUCAACAAGAUCCACCAGGAUCGCCAGGAGCAGGAUAAGGACUAG